CUGCGCAAGUCACAACUUCCGGCGGUGAAAUCGUGUACACUCCCAAUAAUAUUAGAACUGUCAAUUUUAACAUUUUUCAUAGUUUGUAGUGACAUUUUGUGUGAAAAUGAUGCGGUGGCUGUCUGGUAAUGAUAAGCCGAAGGAACCAGAGGUGUUUAAAAACGUGGCAGAAGGUUUGAAGAAAAUCUACAGAACCAAAUUACUUCCGUUGGAAGAAACAUACAGAUUUCAUGAAUUCCACUCACCAAAGCUUGAUGACCCGGACUUUGAUGCUAAACCAAUGAUUUUGUUGAUCGGUCAGUAUUCUACUGGCAAGACAACAUUUAUACGCUACUUGUUGGAGUCAGACUUCCCCGGUAUACGUAUUGGACCUGAACCUACAACUGAUCGGUUCAUCACUGUAAUGCAUGGAGACCAAGAUGGAGUUAUUCCAGGAAAUGCUGCUGUUGUUGACACAUCAAAACCGUUCAAGCCAUUGACAAAAUUUGGCAACGCCUUUCUGAACAGAUUUCAGUGUUCACUUCUGGACAAUCAAGUGUUGGAAAGUAUAACCAUUGUAGACACCCCGGGUAUUCUGUCUGGCGAAAAACAGCGUGUGGACCGAGGGUAUGACUUUCCAGGCGUGUUGGAGUGGUUCGCGGAGAGAGUGGACAGAAUUAUAUUGCUGUUUGAUGCACACAAACUUGAUAUUUCUGAUGAAUUCCAUCGUGCAAUCGAUGCCAUCAAGGGCUAUGAUGACAAAAUAAGGAUUGUUCUAAAUAAGGCAGAUGGUGUUGACCAUCAACAGCUUAUGAGAGUUUACGGUGCCUUGAUGUGGUCAUUAGGAAAAGUGUUGAAUACACCAGAGGUAGCAAGAGUGUACAUCGGCUCUUUCUGGGAUAAACCACUUCAGCAUGAUAUGAACAGAAAACUUUUUGAAUUGGAAGAGAAAGACUUGUUUUCAGAUCUGCAGGGCCUGCCAAGAAACGCUGCUUUAAGAAAACUGAAUGAUCUGAUCAAGAGAGCAAGACUGGCAAAGGUGCAUGCGUACAUCAUCAGUGCCCUCAAGAAGGAGAUGCCCUCAAUGUUUGGGAAAGACUCCAAGAAGAAAGAGCUCAUCAAACAGCUUGGAAAAAUCUAUGGCGAUAUCGAGCGGGAACAUGGGAUUUCUCGCGGGGAUUUCCCCAACCUGCAGCGUAUGCAGGAGGUCUUGUUACUACAGGACUUCACCAAGUUCCAUUCACUGAAUCCCAAACUGAUCAAGGCAGUGGACACCAUGUUGGCCACUGAUAUCGCUCAUCUGAUGGAGAUGAUUCCGAUUGAAGAUCAGAAUUCCGCCAAUGAAAAAGAAAAAGCCAAUGUGGAGGGUGGGGCCUUUAAAGGCUACAUUGAUAGCCCAUUUGGUUUUGGGCGUGGUGAGGGUGCUGAUGCAGGCAAGGGUGAGCAUGAAUGGAUUGUCAGCAAUGACCGAUACAAGUAUGAUGAAGUCUUCGCUAAGCUGAACCCUGUAAAUGGAAAGGUCACGGGAGCGGCAGCAAAAGCGCAGAUGGUGACAUCAAAACUGCCCAACUCAGUCCUAGGGAAGAUCUGGAAGCUAGCGGAUGUGGACAGGGACGGAAUGUUAGACGCAGAUGAAUGGGCUCUCGCCAACCAUCUCAUCAACAUUAAGAUGGAGGGACAUGAUUUACCAAAUGAACUGCCAGAACACUUGAUUCCACCAUCCAAAAAGGAAGGCUUUUCUGAUUAAGGGAUGAUCAGAGAUGUUAGUGCUUACAAAUAUGAAUUGUAAAGUGUUGUAGCUUGAGCAUAAUCUGUGACUAGGAAUGAGAUUGUUAAUGAUGAUGACCUGAUACAAGUAUGGCUGUGAAUUAGAUAGAUGUUAAUUAAUGAUGUACAUGUACUUGUAUAUAUACAUGUAAUCAAUGAAUGACUUAUUUAGAAUUGUCUUUGUCAUUAGUCAUUGCCAGUUUUCAUUUAGAGCUUUUAUCGAUCUGUAUUAAAAAUAUGAGAUGUCUUAAAUAUUAACAUUCAUGUACAUGAUAAAAAUGAUGUAUGUAAAUUAGUGAUCCAAUUGUUUUGUUUCAAGUACUUAAGUACUAUCUUGUAACCAUUCAUCUUUGAUAUGAAAUCUGCCUUCAUAAGAUAAUUGGAAUUGCAUGUGAUUGUCACUAUAUUGACCAGCCUUCACUGUAAUGUUGUUUUGUUUUGUUUUUCACACAAUUACGUCAAUUAUUUUCGUUUGCACAUGUAUACGGUAUUUUUUCUCAUGUACUAUAUCAUGGAAUAUUUUUGCAAUGUUUAUGACCAAGUUAUUUUGUUUUGCUUUAUUAUUAUUAUUAUAAUUAUUAUUACAUUUAUUUUAAAUUAUUUUAUUAUUCUUUUUGUUUAUGAAUGUUUGAAUCUGCCAUUGAUGCAAUCAAUGUGGCGUGUCUGUGCAAGAGUUGAUGCCUCACACAAUGUUUGAACUGAGUGAUUGCUUUCAUUUCUUUAGAUAGAUGGCGGUUUUAAAGUUUAGGAGUAAUUCUAAAAUCAGAAUUGAGAACUUUUAACUUCAGAUCGUUGUACAUUGUAAAGUUGUAAAGACUUUUUAUUGCUCCAACAUUUGCAUCAAAACAGUAGGAAGUACCUUAAAAUUAAUGUAAAUGACUUUGACUUUAAAAAAAAAAACAAUUUUAAAAGGGGUCUAAGCCCCUUUACCUUUGAAUACUUUGAGCUUGAAUCCCUCAUACUCAAACAGACCCACAACUAUUUUUUAGGAUUAACAAUCAGAGCUAUUAGAACCCCUGUUUAAAAUAUGGUACAAUAGAAAAAUCUUUCUUCAUAAUUUUAGUUGUAACAUGUUUUUAAAGCUUUUUAUAGCUUCAAAUUGCAUGAAGAUAAAUGGCAAACUGUAUCAUUUUUCCUUGUUUCUAUGCAAUACAUGUAUAUAAUACCAAAUACUUAUUUAUUCCACGUUUUAUUUCUUCUAUGUUGUUUAUUAAUUUAACUUGAUGGACAGUACAUUUAUCUAGGCGUUCAUGUAGUACUAAAUUUAUAAUUAUGUUCAUCAGACUUGCGUCAUCUCUCCCUACCUUUGAACUUCAAUAUAAAGCAUUGUCUGAUUCCCACCUCCGACUCUUUCCAUAACUCUCUAGACAUCUGAUGACGGGAGAGAAACUAGGUCAGCCAUAGGUAUGCUAUGAUGGAGUUCUAAGUAAAAUUUAAGUUAUGAAUUUUGUUGACCUCUGAUUUUAGAUACUAUUUAGUGUUUAGUUUUAUUCAUGAUGAUUUUACUAGUACAAACAAAAUUACAAUAGUGUUUAAAGUUAAAUAGUUGAGCCAGAUGGGGCAAGUUGGGGUGAUGUUGUUGCGAUGUUUCAAAAUAAAAAAUCUAAUUUCAUCCACGAAGACCAUUUUUGUUGGAUGCUUAGCGAUUAAGUCAGUAACCUUUUUGUCUUACAGCUGUACCAAUUACAGCCUGUACCAAUAUGUUAAUUGUUAAAAAAAGUAUAUUGGAUAAUGUUUGGAAAUAUUUUUACAAAUAACAUUGAUUUACAGCAUUCAAAAUUUAUUAAACUCUGUUGUUAAACUUGAAUCCAAUGACUUAACAAACCUAUUUUAAAUGUUCAUUACAAAUUGUUUGUCAUUUAUAUACACUUGUUGUUUUGUCCGGAUGUAAUCCUUCUAUCGAAAAGUAAUUUUGUAAACAUGCAUUACAUCAAUUGUGCCACAAGCUUUAAUGCUAUUGUUAUUUUAGGCGUGUUUGCAUAGGGUUGUAAGAAUGAACAAUAUUUUCCUGAAAAGUGUUGGCCAGUAAAGACUGUUUUUCCUGCAUUGUAAACAUGGAAGUUAUUUCGAUAGAGACAUAUUAAUUUCUGUCAGUGUCAGGUGUUAGGUGUACCAAGAUUUUACAUCUGACAUUAAGUAAACAAGAUCAUACCCUAAUAACAUUGUUUACAAUAAUCUUCCUUUUCACAUAUAAAUUGUAUAUGCAUCAGUAUUUACUGUAAGCAGUUUUAUCUAACGUGUAUACUGCUAGUCAUAUUCAUUAGAAUUAAGGCUUUUUGUACUGCUUAUGUAGGCUACAUUGUGAUUUACUUGGCAGCGUGUUGUAAAAUAACCUACAAAUUCAUUACUAAUUCUGUAUAUUAAAAUUGUUUACUACUGUAUAAGUGUGUCCUUGAUGUGCAUUAAACAAUGUAAAUAGGUUAUUUUGACUAACUUAUAGCACUCUCUCUCUCUCUAGUUCAUGCCAUAUGCUAUUUUUCUGAUGAAGAAAAAAGACGGGUUAAUCAGUUCAGAGAACUCUUCUUUCAGAUGAAGAAAGUUACAGCUUUUUGUUACACAGAACACAUUGAAAUACUAAAACAAUGUAUGAUUUUUACAAAUACAAGUGGCUUCAUUUCAUCCAUUCAACUAACACUUGUACUGCCAACAGGCAGGGCUCAACAUGUGCAGAAGUGAUUACAAGGCAGUAUCUCAGGCUUGGGAAGACCAGUCUCAAGCAUUUGUUUUGUUGAAACAUAAGGAACUUAAGCACAACUGAUUCUGUUUUCCUCUCCUUUUUCACAAGAAUUUUAAGGAAUGAUGUAUCAUUCACCUGACUCAGGAAAAGAAAGCUACCGGUACUUUUAAUGAAAUGGGCUGUCUGAUUUAUUGUUGUGAAUUAAUAACAAAACUGUUCUUUAAUUCUAUACAAAGUGGCAUUUUUCUCUAAAUGUGUGGAAAUUUACAUAGGUUUGUGAUAGUGUGUUGCUUUAUGAGUGGUUGCCUUUUUUAUUAAACUUAUUCUACAUUUUUUCACCCACAAAAAUAGGGUGGCAUAUUGAUUUACCCUUGUGCGUCUGUCCUGUCCAUGAUUCUGUAAUUAUGUGAACUUGUGUCGCUUAGAACUCCAAAAGUAUUUACCUAGAGUCAUGAAACCUUACAGGAAUGUUAAUGGGGUGAGGUAGUUGUGCACCUACGAGGUGCAGUCAAAAAGUUCCCGGACUGGUUAUAUUUUGCACACUUUUGACGUCUGACUAUGACGAUACUUGUCACACAUAUAUCCUAACAACAUUUUUACAUUUUGUUUCCUGCUGCACGUUGAAAAACCAGAGUUAUGGCCCUUGAAUUGGUAAAAAAUGGUAUUUCUGUGUCUGUGUCCCUCAAAACUCCAAAACUAUAUUACCUAGUCAUAAAACCUUAGGGCAAUGUUAAUGUGGUGAUGUGCACCUGGGGUUUCGUUUCCUGCUGCACUUAGAAACACCAGAGUUAAGGCCCUUGAAUUAGCAAAAUAGGUAUAAAUACUCUGGACUUGUCACUCUUAACUCGAAAACUAUUUCACCAAGAGUUAAUAAAUCUUUGAUGAAUGUUAUUUAGGUGAUGAAGUUGUUCACCUGGGAUUUCGUUUCCUGUUGCACUUAGAAACACAAGAGUUAAGGCCCUUGAAUAAGCGAAAUUGGCAUUUUUUGACUUGUGUUGCUCUAAACUCUAAUACCUUUUCACCAACAGUUAACAAACCUUGGCUGAAUGUUAUUAAGGUGAUGAGGUUGUACACCUGCGAUUUUGUUUCCCACUGCUCAUAAUUAGUGGGACUUAUAAUUUUGAUACACAUUAUUGAGAAUUGGGAAAAUAAGGGCCCUUGCUUUUCUGACAACCACCGCAUAUGGGGGCAUCUGUGUCCUAUGGGCACAUUUAUAGUUUUAUAGAAGAAAGGGUAAAGUGAGCAAUGGCGAAACAAUGAUGAUAACUAAGAAAACAUUUAUAUGUGUAAUUUUAUGAGACUCAACUCGCAUUACCUUUAAUGCUUACAUGGUAUUUAUCUCCCUUUUCAUGUAAAUUUUGAAACAGGCCUACUUUUAAUUAGAUAUUUUACGUUUUCGUCCAUAUAUUUAACCCCAUAUCGGAAUGGUUACAAGCAGGCUUACAAGUAGGUGGAACUUAGCCAUGCAAUAACUUGCACGCGGAUAAAUUACAACAGUACCGUAUUCACUUAUACACAUGCUACUAAUUAAAUGUUGUCCAAUGACAUAAUGGCACUAAAUGGCUUAUUUGCCCACAACCCGCACUAUAUGUUUGUGUAAUAAUAACUCUGGAACCAGGUGCAUGAACUAUUACUAACAGUACUUGUUAACAUUGCAUACCUUCAUCAUGUAUGUACUGCCUUUUUCAGAUGAAGAUUAUUUUUUAUUAAACUUUUCUCUUGCCGAAUGAAAAUUAUGAAAUAAAAAAAUUGUGCAAUUAUGAAUGUAAUCUUUAUGAGCAAUGUAGUUAUAAAUGUUAUAUAUAAUGUCUUAAUGUAAUGUAUUCCUGUCUAUUAAAGAUUGUAAAUAG
Mya arenaria is the source of this 6273-nucleotide messenger RNA. RefSeq names its product EH domain-containing protein 3-like. The record is from RefSeq and is a predicted model, not a curated record. The transcript is spliced from 2 exons. Gene Ontology annotation, cellular component: cytoplasm; plasma membrane. Gene Ontology annotation, biological process: endocytosis; endosomal transport. Gene Ontology annotation, molecular function: GTP binding; calcium ion binding; protein binding. NCBI's taxonomy places the organism in Eukaryota, Metazoa, Mollusca, Bivalvia, Myida, Myidae. The coding region runs from base 107 to 1726 and encodes 539 amino acids.